AUGUCCAAGACCAUGGUACCGGCGAUGUUCGCCACCACGAUCCCCUUCCUCAUAUUAUCUAUUGUCUUUAUAUGCCUGAGGUUUUACUCCAAGCGCCUCAAACACGCAAAAUUCUUCAUAGACGACUAUGUGUUGAUCGUUUCUUGGGUGCUUGUGGUUAUUCAAACCUCCAUAAUACUUUGGUCAACGCAAUAUGGGCUGGGAAUUCCUCCUGCUAAGCUCGACAUAAAAAAGGUUCCAACCUUGAUCUCGUGGACGCCGACCGCACUGUUCGUGGCUCUAAGCGCAGCAGCCCUUUCAAAACUGUCCUUUUUCAUCACCUUGAUCCGAGUCUGUUCGAAGCGAUGGCAGAAAGUCAUUCUUUGGGUGGUGGCGAUUCACUCCACUAUCUUGGUGAUGGGCACAUCCGUCCUGGGAUAUGUCGAUUGCAAUUUCUAUCGGGCAAAGGACCCCCAGCAUAAUCACAACUGCGUCCCCGAGAGGGUCGGUAAGAUCUUGGCUCUCACCGUCUUAAUCCACGGGGCUGUCGUUGCAUUCUGUUUAUCCUUCGUACCCGCCUUGUUGCUCUGGAACUUGGAAAUGAAGAAGCGUGAAAAGAUCGGUCUCAUCAGUGCUAUGAGCCUGGGACUUUUUUCCAGUAUCCUAGCAGCGCUGAAGACAAAGGACCAUUGGGAGGCUGUUUUUGGGCAUUCUGGAAUGCCUGAUACGUAUAUCCUAGGACGCGAGGCGCUGUUUGGGAUCACGGAGGUAUGCAUGACAAUCAUAGCCGCCUGUAUUCCUUUCUUGCGUCCGUUACUGCACAAGAUCAUGUACGGUAACAGGUCCGAUAUGCCCUUGGCGCUGAAGACCUUGGCUGGAGAUAGUAAAGGUACCUCUAGCAUGGGGCACCCGCACACUCGGCUCGGAAGCUCAAGCAACUCUGCGAAACAUGGCACUCGGGAGGACGACGCUGUUGCAAUCCUCGAGGCUGAAAGUGUUCCAGAACAUGACAGCCAGGACGCAGAGUCGAACGGGUCAGGAACCAUUGUGCGAAAGACUCACGUGAGCAUACAAUAUAAUCCCAGAGAGGUACACGAGGAGGAAUGUCGAGGUCAUUAUCACGCUGGUGUAUUUGGGCCAGGUGAACACUGA
Neurospora tetraspora is the source of this 1131-nucleotide messenger RNA. RefSeq lists its product as uncharacterized. The transcript has 4 exons. Bases 1 to 1131 code for a protein of 376 amino acids. NCBI's taxonomy places the organism in Eukaryota, Fungi, Ascomycota, Sordariomycetes, Sordariales, Sordariaceae. The record is from RefSeq and is a predicted model, not a curated record.